AACGGCCCCAACUGUCACAUAGGUUCUCAGGGGCCUUUCCUCAACCUCUGCCUCUGCUGGCAGACCUUGUUAGUCUCCAGCGGUCCAAACAGUGAAUGUCGGUGGUUGAGGAGGAGCUAUCCCAACCUUCUCAGGCCCAGGUCCCAUAUUGACACCCAAGCUGUCCUUUGGGGACCAUUCUCUUACACCAAAUCCCCCCUACCACCACCAUCAUUCUCCAUUCUACUCUGGGUGCCAAUGAAGCUGCUAAAGGCAGUGAUCCUGAUGCUGGGCUUGACGGGGAUGGUCGCUGGCCGAUUGUCAAAGAAUGGGGAUAGGAUGUGUGUCUACCGGGUGCUUUCCCGAGGGGAUGCUUUAUUCUGCAAGGGCAACCUCCAUGUGAUCUACCCAGAGAUAGGGGAUGUUGACUGCAUGUAUAUCCCUGAGUGCAAUAACUUCAGGCGGAAGAUUAGCAUUUGGGAUAAACCUUCCAUCAAAUACUCCCUGGCUAGUGAGAAUAAGAAGUACAUAUUGGUGAUGGUUGAUCCAGACGCCCCCAGCAGGAAUUAUCCAAAAAAUCGUUACUGGAGACACUGGCUGAUAGCCAAUAUCAGUGCAGCUCUUCCAUCCUUGUGCUCCCGGUGUGGCCUGAAGAGGCUGAGGAGCCAUGGAGGGGGUGCUAGCCUCAAGACUGGGAACAUACGUGGCGAUGAGCUGACUGGCUACCAGCCUCCUAACCCACCUCCAGAGACUGGUUUCCAUCGGUAUCAGUUCAUCCUGUUUGAGCAGCCAAAAAAAGGAAAACAGGUCACCCUGAGCUCCAAGGAAAAGGCUAAGAGAGGUUCCUGGUCCAUCAGUGACUUCAUAAAGCAUUUCCACCUGGGCACUUCAGUGGCUUCCAGUCAAUUCCUCACUCAGAACUAUCAUGAUUUUUAGCUAGACCUACAAUCGCCUGGAAAAAGUGUCGAAUGACCAGGGACAGAACCAGGCUUGGGCUGCUCCUUUCCAAGCUCUAUGUCAAAGGUACCAGCUCUUUGCCCAACCACCUUUUCCCCCUGCAAGGUCAUCUCAAUCUUGGAGAAGAACUUCAGGCCGUAGCCUCUGGGUUUGGAAUCCCUUUCACACUGCACAAAAUAAAUAAAAAUAACAUCCUCAAUUGCCAUCUA
Molecule: messenger RNA, 1145 nt
Organism: Phascolarctos cinereus (koala)
Lineage: Eukaryota; Metazoa; Chordata; Mammalia; Diprotodontia; Phascolarctidae
Gene: PEBP4
Product: phosphatidylethanolamine binding protein 4
Source: RefSeq, a predicted model, not a curated record